This is a messenger RNA of Parnassius mnemosyne (clouded apollo), 4464 nucleotides long. The record is from the annotation of a GenBank genome assembly. NCBI's taxonomy places the organism in Eukaryota, Metazoa, Arthropoda, Insecta, Lepidoptera, Papilionidae.
AUGCAAUUCACCGUGCAGUCAGAGUUGGUGGAGCCGGUGUCAGUGUUCAUGUCGCACGUACACGAGAGCGUGAACAAGAUGUCAACGGUGUACUACCAGAACGAGCGCCGCUACAACUACACAACGCCCAAGACCUUCCUCGAGCAGAUCGCGCUGUACGGGAAGCUGCUCGACAGCAAGACCGACGAGCUCAACAUGAUGAUCACAAGGCUCGAGAACGGACUCGACAAGUUAGCCUCUUGCGCCGCCGAUGUUGCGGUUCUGAAGGUGACACUAGCAGAACAGGAGCAAAUAUUGAAGGUUAAAAAUAAAGCCGCCGAAGAGCUUAUCGAAGUGGUCGGGGCUGAGAGUGAGAAAGUAUCAAAGGAAAAAGCAUUCGCCGCCGAGGAGGAAAAGAAAGUAAAAGUUAUAGAAGAAGAUGUGACAAUCAAAGCGAAAAUCUGCGCUGACGACUUAGCCAAGGCGGAGCCAGCUUUGAUAGCGGCCCAGGAAGCCCUGAACACUCUGAAUAAGAACAACCUCACGGAACUGAAAUCUUUCGGCUCGCCCCCGGAUGCGGUCGUUAAUGUUACCGCUGCGGUGCUCGUGCUCUUCUCCAAAAAGGGCAAGCUACCAAAAGAUAGGUCGUGGAAAGCUUGCAAGCUCAUGAUGGCGAAAGUUGAUCAGUUCCUAAAUGACCUGGUCUAUUACGACAAAGAGAACAUACAUCCAGAUAUUGUGAAGGCGGUGCAGCCGUACAUCAAGAACCCGGAGUUCAACCCGGAGUUCAUCAUGUCGAAGUCGGCGGCGGCGGCGGGGCUGUGCGCGUGGGUGAUCAACAUCAUGAAGUUCUACGACGUGUACGUGGUGGUGGAGCCGAAGCGGCGCGCGCUCAACGCCGCCAACGCCGAGCUGCAGGCCGCGCGUGACAAGCUCGCCUUCCUCACCGACAAGAUCAAGGAAUUAGAAGAAAAGCUCGAGGUGUUGCUAAAGGCUUUCCAAGAAGCCGUUAACGAGAAAAUGAAGUGUCAAGCCGAAGCCGAUGCGACAAAUGCAACGAUUGAUUUAGCCAACCGCUUGGUGAAUGGAUUGGCUUCAGAAAAAAUUCGAUGGUCGGCGACCGUAGUGAAACUAAAAGAGUCGGGCGUGAUGCUGCCGGGCGACGUGCUGCUGGUGACGGCGUUCAUCUCGUACGUGGGCUGCUUCACGCGCCGCUACCGCCAGCAGCUGCUCAACGACGACUGGAUGCCCACCCUCGCCAAGUCUAACCCAAAAAUCGAAACCACGCCGGAUUUAGAGCCUUUGUCUAUGCUUACGGACGAUGCGCAAGUGGCGAGCUGGAACAACGAAGGACUGCCCACGGACACCAUGAGCACUGAGAACGCCACCAUACUUACCAAUUCAGCGCGCUGGCCGCUCAUGAUCGACCCGCAGUUACAAGGCAUAAAAUGGAUAAAGUCGAGGUAUGGAGACUCGUUGGUGGUGAUUCGUCUGACGCAGCGCAACUAUUUGGAUCGCAUCGAACGCGCCGUGAGCGGCGGCGACGUGGUGCUGCUCGAGAACAUCGGCGAGAGCGUGGACGCCGUGCUGGAGCCGCUGCUGGGUCGCGUGCUCAUACGCAAGGGACGCGUGCUCAAGAUCGGUGACAGAGAAAUCGACUAUGAUCCCAAAUUCCGUCUUAUUCUCCAAACAAAACUAGCCAACCCCCACUAUCAGCCGGAGAUGCAAGCGCAGUGCACUCUCAUUAACUUCACGGUCACUAGAGAUGGCUUAGAAGAACAGUUGCUAGGCGAAGUAGUAAAAGCCGAAAGACCAGACUUGGAGAGUUUACGUUCUGGUCUCACAAAGCAGCAGAAUGACUUUAAAAUUACGCUCAAAUCGCUGGAAGAUGACUUGCUAAAACGGUUGUCAUCCGCCGGGCCCGAUAUCUUGAGUGAUUCAGCGCUGGUAAUCAAUUUGGAGACCACGAAGAAGACCGCCGCUGAUAUUGAAAUAAAAGUGGAGGAGGGAAAGGUUACGGCCGUUAAGAUUGACGAAGCUAGAGAAAGAUACAGGCGAGCGGCGACGCGGGCCUCUAUCCUGUACUUCAUCCUGAACGAGUUGUACAAGAUCAACCCGAUGUAUCAGUUCUCGCUAAAGGCGUACAGCGUGGUGUUCAAGGAGGCGCUGGUGCGGGCGCCGGCUGCCGACGACCUGGAGGCGCGUGUGCGCAAUCUGCUCGACAGCAUCACCUUCGCGGUCUUCGUGUACACCAGCCGCGGACUCUUCGAGAAGGACAAGCUCAUCUUUUUAUUCCUUAUUACACUACAGAUUUUACAAGCGGAUGGCAAAGUGGACCCGAAAGAGUUAGACUUCCUGCUGAAAUACGCGGUGGCUCCGGAGGUUUCACCAUACUCGUGGCUCUCGAACCAAUGUUGGGGCGGCAUCGUGGCGCUGUCCAAAACAGACGCCUUCGAAAGCCUUGACAAGGAUAUCGAAGGAGCCGCUAAACGGUGGCAGAAAUAUACAGACGGCGAAGCACCUGAAAGGGACAAGUUGCCAGGUGAAUGGAAGAACAAGACGCCGCUGCAGAGGCUCUGCAUAAUGCGCGCCUUGCGACCCGAUCGCAUGUCCUACGCUUGUGGAGCAUUCUGUGAAGAAAACCUCGGCACGAAAUACGUUGAAGCUCGAACACCUUCUUUGGACAAGUCUUAUGAAGAGAGCACUUCCACAACCGCCAUGUUCUUUAUUUUGUCUCCUGGAGUGGACCCUCUAAAGGAUCUAGAAAAACUAGGUCGCAAACUAGGUUUCUCGACUGAGAAAAAGACGUUCCACGUGGUGUCGCUGGGACAGGGUCAGGAAGUAGUUGCUGAGGAAGCCAUGGGCAUCGCCUCCGCACACGGUCACUGGGUUAUACUGCAGAAUAUUCAUCUGGUCGCCAAGUGGCUGGCCACAUUAGAGAAAAAGAUGGAGGAGACGUUUGAAAAUCCGAAGCCUGAGUACAGGUUAUUUCUAAGCGCCGAGCCGGCGGCUGACGCGGCCUUCCACAUUAUCCCGCAAGGCAUCCUAGAGUCAGCUAUCAAGAUCACCAACGAACCGCCCAUUGGUAUGUGGGCAAACCUGCACAAAUCUCUUGACAACUUCAGCCAAGAAACACUUGAGAUGUGCAGUAAAGAGGCAGAAUUUAAGUCCAUACUUUUUGCACUUUGCUAUUUCCAUGCUGUAGUUGCAGAGAGACGUAAAUUUGGUCCACAAGGAUGGAACAGGACAUACCCGUUUAAUUUCGGCGACCUGACGAUCUGCGUGUACGUGCUGUACAACUACCUGGAGGCGAACCCGCGCGUGCCGUGGGAGGACCUGCGCUACCUGUUCGGCGAGAUCAUGUACGGCGGACACAUCACCGACGACUGGGACCGCCGCCUCUGCCGCACCUUCCUGCUGGAGUACAUGCAGCCAGAGCUGGUGGACGGUGAAGCUCAACUUGCGCCAGGUUUCAUAUCACCCCCUAACUCGGACUAUGUGGGCUACCAUCAGUACAUUGACGACUUCUUGCCCGACGAGACGCCAUAUCUGUACGGUCUGCAUCCUAACGCCGAAAUCGGUUAUCUGACAACUGUUUCCGAUAGACUUUUUAAGGUGGUAUUCGAAAUGCAACCCAGAGAUACUGGUGCUCAAGCCGGCGGUGGUGCCAGCAAAGAGGAAAUGGUGAAAUACCAGCUGGACGACAUUAUGGACCGCGUGCCGGAGCCUUUCAAUCUAGCAGAGCUGAUGGGCAAGGUGGAGGAGCUCACGCCCUUCACUAUCGUCGCGCUGCAGGAGUGCGAGCGCAUGAACAGGCUUAUGGGAGAGAUACGCCGGUCACUCAAGGAGCUGGAGCUCGGACUCAAGGGCGAGUUAACGAUCAGCAGCGACAUGGAGAACUUGAUGGAGUCGUUGUUCAUGGACCACGUGCCCGAGACGUGGACGAAGCUUGCCUACCCGAGCUUGCUGGGGCUUGCUGCUUGGUUUUCCGACCUGUGCCUUAGACUUACCGAGCUCGAGAAUUGGUCCGGGGACUUUAAUUUGCCACCGGCGGUAUGGCUGGCCGGAUUUUUCAACCCGCAGUCGUUCCUGACGGCAAUCAUGCAACAAACGGCGCGCAAGAACGAGUGGCCGCUCGAUAAGAUGUGCCUCAACUGCGACGUCACCAAGAAGUCGCGUCAAGACUUCAACGCCCCGCCCCGCGAGGGCGCGAACAUCCACGGGCUGUUCAUGGAGGGCGCGCGCUGGGACACGGUGUCGGGCGGCAUCGUGGAAGCGCGCAUGAUGGAGCUCUUCCCGCUCAUGCCGGUCAUAUACGUGCGCGCCGUCACGCAGGACAAGCAGGACACGCGCAACGUGUACGAGUGUCCCGUCUACAAGAUACGCAUGCGCGGGCCGACGUACGUGUGGACUUUCAACCUAAAGACCAAGUACAAGCCGACGCGCUGGACGCUCGCCGGGGUAGCGCUGCUGCUCGGCGUCUGA